AUGAGGAAGAAAGUUCUUGCUAAAAAGCCUCCUCGUGAGAAAGUUUACAAGUUUCCUACAAAACCUUCAACUCGCUCUCAAGACCGAACCUUCACACCCUCACCUUCUCCUCCUAUCUCUCCUCCAAGAACUGACCCCAUGGCACGAACCAAGAAUACUCCCAGAUAUCCUGCCUCUGCCAAGCCGACGCCACCUCCAAAGGCUCCUCCCUCAAAACCUGGCUCUUCAAAACCAAGCUCUUCUAAAGGCAAACUUCCGGUGGCUGAGGAACCAGUUCCCGAGCCAACUCAGCCUAAAUAUAGGUCGGUUCCUGUGCGUUCUCAAAGAGGGAUUGUUCACUCUUAUGUUAAAGGUCGAGAUAUUAUCUUGAAUAAUGAAACAAUCAGUGAAGCAUUGAAGUAUACUGAUGUUGGGCCUUGUGCUUAUACUUCAGUUAAGUGGGAUAAAUGUGUUGGUGUUUCUUACAAUGAUGCCAUGGCUAAUAUUUGUGAACAUGAAGGUGGUGCAGUGAAACAGCAAAAAGAAACUACUCGAUCUGAAAGAGUGGUUCUAGAUGAUGAUGAUGAAGAGUUCAUUCCUGAGGAAUCUCCUCCUCCUUCCAUCGAGGUCAAGGAUGUUGUUCAAGAGUUUGUCUCCCAAUCUAAUCACAUGAUUGCUAUGAGCAAGGAACAAAGGAAGCUAGUGAGCAAGCAUGAAAACUUCCUUCGGAAGUCAAGAGAUGGAGUGGCUGUGUUCAUGACAUUCAUUGACAACCUACAAAAGGAUGAAGACCUUGCCACUGAUGCUGAUGAAGAAGUUGACUCCGAGGAGAAUGGUUCUUAUGCUUAG
Arachis ipaensis is the source of this 828-nucleotide messenger RNA. Lineage: Eukaryota; Viridiplantae; Streptophyta; Magnoliopsida; Fabales; Fabaceae. The record is from RefSeq and is a predicted model, not a curated record.